UCUCAGGAUCACACCAUGAAGUUUUCUUUCCCACUCCUCUUGAUUUCUACACUUGCUUCGUUUACGGGGGUCUAUGCCGGAACGUUUUUGUCUCCCACUCCAGGACAGACCAUCAGCUCCACCCAGCCAUUCAACCUAACCUGGACCUCUGACAAAUACUUUAAACAAACAUCAUACAACAUCACCGUCCUCUUCUCACGGAGCCCGUUCAGUAGCGCUCUUGGUGGCGCCACUCUCGUUGAGGGCCUGGUCUCACCGCAUUAUGGUAUCAAGACCUAUUCCGCUGAGCUGACACCCGGUUUUUUCUACAUGGAUAAUAGGACGGGUGCGUUUGAUGUGGUGAUCAUUGAGUCUUAUAGUGCGUAUGCGGGUCCACAAUACGCCACUGAUCUGCAUAAUAUUCAAACAGUCAAUGUUGUUUGACGAUAAUGCUAUUUUUUCCAUUCGGGUUUUUAUUAUGGCAGUGCUGUAAAUACCUUAGGCAGGAAAAUAAUAUUCGUG
Messenger RNA from Desarmillaria tabescens, 501 nucleotides. RefSeq lists its product as uncharacterized. The transcript has 3 exons. The record is from RefSeq and is a predicted model, not a curated record. NCBI's taxonomy places the organism in Eukaryota, Fungi, Basidiomycota, Agaricomycetes, Agaricales, Physalacriaceae. The annotation marks the transcript as partial.